AUGUCCGCCGCCAUCGCCGCCAUCCUCCUCCUCUCCCCCGACAACCCAUGCAACACCACCGUCGUCGAUGACGCCACUAGCAAGGCACUCUACGUCGUCCGCACUGAGCACCCGAAGUCCGGCACAGUCACGCGCGGCAAACACGAAGACGAGAUUGCGUCGCUCGAAUGGAAGAGCACGCGUUCCGACCGGGUGACUCUCACCAGCUUUGGCGGACCGAUGUCUCUUCGCGAAUGGCUCCAUCCAAGCCUUAUUCCCUUCCGAAGCGAAGUGUCAUGGAAAGACCGCAUGGGCCGCAAGUACAAGUGGCGCGGGAACGAGCCGGGACGCCAGCUCGAGCUGUACUCCGAGGACGAUGGCUUCGCCUCCCUCAUCGCGCGCUUCAAGCGGGUACACCGCGACGACGCUGGCGUAGAGAAGAGCGCGUGCUUGCUGUUCACCGCUCGCGGGAUCGAGGUGCGCGACGACGCCGUCGUCUCGUUCCUCUUCCUCGAGCGCGCUCGGCGAGAGCACGAGACGACAGUCGUGCGGACCGCGGACUCUCUAGCGGCGGGUGCGGCGGUCGGGAGCGCUGUCUUCAAUGUUAAGGCCUGA
Molecule: messenger RNA, 594 nt
Organism: Epithele typhae
Lineage: Eukaryota; Fungi; Basidiomycota; Agaricomycetes; Polyporales; Epitheliaceae
Exons: 4
Coding region: 1-594 (197 amino acids)
Source: RefSeq, a predicted model, not a curated record